Arctia plantaginis is the source of this 4527-nucleotide messenger RNA. The record is from the annotation of a GenBank genome assembly. NCBI's taxonomy places the organism in Eukaryota, Metazoa, Arthropoda, Insecta, Lepidoptera, Erebidae.
AUGUUUGUACACGGUGCUUUAUGGUUACAAAUUCUAUUUGUACUUAAUAUAUACAUACCAUUGGAUAUUGUAAGCGCUUGGAAGCAUCAACAACUUUUUCCUCCGCAUUUAAUACCAAAAGAUGCGUUAGACACUCGGCGUGCGAUUGUAAGGCGAAAAAUAGUGCUUUAUCAUAAUUUUUUUCGUUCUAAAGUUCGGCCUAGCGCUUCAAAUAUGUUGCUGAUGUCAUGGCAUGACGGUGCAGCGCGCCAAGCACAGACGUAUGCAGAAAGAUGUAUCUUUCUGAGACAUAACGACGCACGAGAAAACACAGUGCCGCAUCUUGGUUCAUGUGGCCAGAACUUGUUUGUCGCUGCACAGAAGACCCCUUGGUUCUUCGCUCUGAAGACCUGGUACCUCGAAUAUCAGAACUUCACCUACGGCUAUCCUCGGUAUAAUCUUAAAAACAUCGGACACUACACUCAAAUGGUGUGGGCAACCAGUCACAAGGUCGGCUGUGGAAUGGCUUACUGUAGAGGAGGUCCGUGGGGACAUUUCUAUAACUAUGUCUGUCACUAUUGUCCUGGAGGCAAUGUUGACAACAUAACGCAUUAUCCGUACAAAAUCGGGAAGCCGUGUGCGGAUUGCGAUGGCUCCUGCAUAUCGGGACACUUGUGUACAAACUCAUGCCGUCAUAAAGACUAUUACGCAAAUUGUGCACAACUGACUCGACUCUCACCUGAUGUUUGCGACCAAGGAAUCUGCAAUGCAACGCGCGGAGUCCGGCGCGCGGGCAUUGCGCUACCGGCGUCCACACUUAACGACCAUCUGCCGCCCGGCACCCGGCCCGCCAUGGUCUGCGACGAUGGCUUGCACGCCUCAUCGCCUCACGUGCCGCGUAAGUCACUCCGCCGCCUCGCCUCUACACGCGGCUUUAAGCCUCGCACAAACGAUUACGGUUGGAUCCGCGUUUUUGAAGGACUAGAACCUUUUGCUGUUGACGCGCCCAGCAAACUCGUCAAGGUCACUCUGAACACCACCGUAGAAGAAGUAAACCGAAAUCUUGGCUUCAAUGAUGAUUUGUCACUAUGGCUUCAAAUUGGCGGAGAAAACUCUAGACGACUAGAGCUAGAUGAGUUUCCAUUGCGAAUUCAAGAGCAGUAUUUGGCAGUAUGUGGAUGGAAGUCGGAAGCUCGAAGGUUGAGGAUGGCUGUCGAUCCAGAGUUACGGCACUCUUUACGUUGGUGUGCUGGCCCAGCUCCACGAUCUGGUGGUGUGCAUCGAUCUGGUACUGUUAAUGUACUAAAGGGGCAUGUGUUUCCUCAAUGGAAACCUCGUCCAACCUACGUUAUAGGUUCGAGACUGCAUUCCUACGGCACUUCCUGGGAGAUGUUGGAACUCAGUGGAGGCAGUAUUGAACUGUGUGAACCGAAGUCGCAGAAACUGGUGCUCUGUGUCAAACCGCGUUGUCAUGGCAACAAUGUAUCCGGAGAUAACAGUGUCAAUCAUCUAUUUCUCGGAUUUAGCACCAUUUGGGAAAGAAAUAUGUGGUUUUGUUGGUUAAAAGAGGGUACACAAAGUACUCAACCACCCAACGUCCUUGACUUGUGUGGUGGUGGACGUGCAUCCCUAGGGGUAACGCUCGCGCAGCAUGCAGCAGGCCCAUUCUCAAUACGAGUACUGCGACUACGAUCUAAUACCUUGACCUCGGUUCCAUCUCAAGUAUGGUCUCUGCGGGCUCUCACAUAUUUGGAUAUCAGUGACAACAGAAUCCAGGAGCUUCCACAGGAAAUAUGUCGACUAACUCAGCUGGAGGAGCUUCAAGUGAGCGACAACGAGUUAAGGUCGAUCGACUGCGUGCUCCGACUGUCGCGCUUAAGGAUACUUGUGGCUUCGCGAAACCUCAUUACGAACUUUGGGGAGGUUAACGCAGCACAGAUGCCUCCUGAAGAUGAAAAUAAAUCGGAAUAUCAAGCACCUCUCACCACUGUGGAUUUGCGGCAUAAUAAGUUAAAGGGCAGCAUCAUACUAGGAAACUAUGAGCACCUGGUGUCUUUGGACGUAUCCUAUAAUAGUGUUGAAGUGCUAGUGGUAUCAGCAUUACGAGGUCUACGGGAAUUAUAUGCUGCGCACAACAAACUUCAGCAUCUUGCGUUACAUGGUGCCAUGUUAAGGACCCUCAGGGCGCCUUUCAACCACCUUGAAACGCUAACGACUACCGUCCCACCGAUUAAUCUUAUCGAAAUUGACGUGUCACAUAACAAGUUGACUUCAUUGCCACAAUGGCUUAGUGGAUGUUCUGAUCUCACAACACUACACGCAAGUAACAAUCAACUAACGUCGCUUCCAGAACAUUUAUUCUGCAGUGAACUCUCUAGUCUUAGCAGCCUUCAUCUUGCCCAUAACAAAAUAUCCUGUAUUCCGUCAAUGCCAAGAUUACGGGCGCCUUUAAGAGAAUUACUUCUUCACAACAAUUGCAUACAGUCUUUACCAGAAAAUUUCUUUUCAGUGUGUGAUAGAUUAUGUGUCCUGAAUCUUACAAACAAUCGACUUAGUCGAUUACCAAAUGCAAGAGGUCCAUCGUCACAUUGUUUGGAACGACUUUAUUUAACAGCUAAUUGCUUAACAGAUGAAGUGGCAGAUGUAGUUAUAGCAUUCAGAGGAUUAAAAAUACUACACAUGGCAUAUAAUUGUUUGACUAUUUUACCAGAGGCUUGUAUUAAUUUUUGGCCUGAUAUUGAAGAACUCGUAUUAUCUGGUAACUGCCUCUCAAGAUUACCUGAAAAUAUUCCGCAGCUUAAUAACAUUAGAAUAGUAAGGGCUCAUUCUAAUAGGUUACGUUCGGUGCCUAUGUUUGCUUGUAGUGCAUCUGUAAAAAUAUUAGAUUUUGCCCACAAUGAGUUAGAUAGUAUAGAUUUACGAUUACUUGCUCCGAAACAAUUGAAAUUUUUGGAUAUAUCAUGUAACAAAAAAUUGCAAGUGGACCCGUCGCAAUUUAGUGCCUACAGAUGUCAGCGACCAUUAAGCUUAGUUGAUGUGACAGGACGGCAUUCUUUACCAUGGACACAAAAAAGUGGUUAUCACGAAGAGCUAAACGGAACUACUCCUUGGACUACAGGGUUUUCUGAAUGUCCAAACAAAUCGUUACAACUAUGCUGUGCACAAAUUCGUCUUCCAUCGUUUUGUAACAAAGAAGGUCUGUUCGCCAUUAUUGAUGGUGAAACAGAUACAGAGGUGCCAAAAGUAUUACAAACAUGCAUACCUGGGUUACUGCUUGAGGAAAAAUCAAUAAAAGAGACUGUAACCGAGUAUAUGAAAUACGUUGUCCUAUCCGCACACAGAGAAUUAAAAGAAAAGGGACAGAAAAAGGGAGCUUGUUUGAUUAUGUGUCAUUUAUCUCCUAUAACAGCGGCGGAAAAUGGUUUUGGUCACACUGCCAAAAAAUAUAGCUUAAGGCUCGCGAAUGUCGGUGAUACAAAAGCAGUCUUAAGUAGAAGAAACGGUCCUUUAAGUUUGGGUAUAGAGAAUAACAAACGUUUAGGAUAUUCUACUCGAUAUCCCACCACCGUGCCUGAUCCAGACGUCAUACAAACUGUUAUAAAAGAGGAUGAUGAGUUCUUAAUAUUAGGGAAUGGAAAAUUUUGGAGUGCUGUCAAUAUGGAAACCGCGGUAUCUGAAGUUAGAGCGGAACGCAAUCCCGUUCUGGCAGCUAAAAGAUUACAAGAUCUAGCUCAGAGCUAUGGUGUGGACGACUGUAUAUCUGUGUUAAUAAUACGGUUUGACGCAGCGCGAUCGGAUGUAGAUCUGUUGAUGCGGGAAUUAAGACAGACGAUAAAUAGUAAUAAGUCAGUAUGUAGGUCUGAUUGUUGCUGUUCGCGGUUGGAACCGUGUUGCCAUUCAGUGACACCUCCGAAACCGAGUAGUGAUCGUUCUUCACCGAGUGGGCAAAGUGAUCGCCCAUUCAGUGAAGUGGUUGGACACCAACACUACGCUAGCGUGCGGUCACAGGCUAAAGCAUCUGAACGGCGUAGUUGUAGAGGUGGUGUGGCAAGAGCAAUUCGAGUGCGAGUUGAAGAAGAUAAAGAGGAUGAUCACAGAAAUGAAGAAAUAGGAAAUCCCGAAGAACAGUUUAAAUGCUGGGAGUAUAUGCUUGAACAAAAUACUCAAAUGUUAUUUGAUAAAGAAUUAGAUAACUUAUCUAAAGGUAUUAGAUCUAACGUCAGUAGCUUAAGAAACUUAAAAGGUUUAUCAGGUAGUAGUCCUCAGUUACAUUUAGCCGGUAAACAAUCAAAAGGAGUACCAUUUUUAUCCAAACAUUUUGGCAGUGCCCGAUCAUUCGGAAGCGCAUUAAAACCAGAUUUUCGUUUUGGAUCAGGUAGAAUACCAAAUGGUGGCCCGAAUGCAGCCUACUUUGGAUCCCUACAGCGGCUCAUGCCCUACCAUUUAGAAUAUGAUUUUGCUGUGAUAGAAGAGAAAUCAAAUCAGGAUUCAUUGGACGUCGAAAAUCGGAUGCAACAGUACUGGGGGGUAGCCACAACGGAGUUAUAG